AUGUGUCGCCAAGUUUCGAAUGCUGAGAUCAUUGAGGCUGGCGCGGUGCUUGCGUCUGUGGCACUCUUCGACGUUUGCUAUGGCUGUUUCAUCAUGCCGAGAAACGGCCCUGGUGGCGUGCCUAGAGUGAUGACUGGGCUAGGUGUUUGCACUUUCUUUUUGCUAGCAGGGGCUGUGCUUGCAAUCACCUUUGGUUUUGCUCGGAAGGGAUUGCUGCCAGAGGCUACGGUUUUCCCCUGCUUCGUUGCCUGGAAGGAAUCAUCAAUCCUAGCCGUCAACAGUUUGGAGGUUAUUUCUGCUGCCAUUGCCGUGUGGCUUUUUCUUCAGCGGCAUGUUGAAUUUGCAUGGGCAGGACCCAUCCUGACGCACCUAUGUAUUGCGCUGCUCGCAAUCCGCUUCACUGCAAAGUUGAAAUCGCCGACACCUUCUGUCCGUCGGGGACUCGGCGUCAUAGCAGCAGUAGCGGUCUUGGCAUCCAUGGUAGCCACCAUGCUACUUUUCGGUCAAUAUUUAGGCUGGGUCGACCAUAAUGACGCUUUUCAGUGUGUGAUCUGCGUUGCAGUCUUAUUGACAAGACCGGUGUCUGUGGCUUUUGUCAAACUAGGGAAACACUGGUAUGGGAAGGGUGAAUCGACCUUAGAAUUGCAGCGAGCUGAGAGUUUCUAG
Messenger RNA from Beauveria bassiana ARSEF 2860, 666 nucleotides. RefSeq lists its product as uncharacterized. The transcript has 2 exons. The record is from RefSeq and is a predicted model, not a curated record. Bases 1 to 666 code for a protein of 221 amino acids. NCBI's taxonomy places the organism in Eukaryota, Fungi, Ascomycota, Sordariomycetes, Hypocreales, Cordycipitaceae.